GUGGAAAUAGGGGAAGGGGUCAGAUUUAUCCUGAUGGUAGCAAAAGUAACAAUACAGUUUAUAAUGCUACGGCAGGAGGGAUAAUAAGCAAAAUUUUACGAAAAGAAAAAGGGGGAUACGAAAUAACCAUAGUGGAUGCAUCGACUGAACGCCAAGUAAUUGAUAUUAUCCCUCGAGGCCUAGAACUUCUUGUUUCAGAGGGCGAAUCCAUUAAACUCGAUCAACCAUUAACGAGUAAUCCUAAUGUGGGUGGAUUUGGUCAAGGGGAUGCGGAAAUA
Molecule: messenger RNA, 278 nt
Organism: Eruca vesicaria subsp. sativa (arugula)
Lineage: Eukaryota; Viridiplantae; Streptophyta; Magnoliopsida; Brassicales; Brassicaceae
Source: the annotation of a GenBank genome assembly